UCAAUACAUGAGACUCUCUCUCUUUCUCCCUCCUUAUUUUGGUCUCAAUAAAUCAUGUCAUUUUCCUUGAUCCAUUGUUGCUUUUCUUCUCUUUCUUAUGCACUUCUUGGAGGUAAUACUUUUCUGUUAAUUCUAUUGGGAAUUUAUCUUUCCUGGUCAAAAUUUCCUAGGUUCUGAACUAAAGAGAGAGGAAAGAGAACAACUUGUCAUACAGCUUAUAUUAGACCGUGUAUUGAAAGAAGAAUUUCAGCAUACAGCUUAUGCCACUAAUGCUUAUGUAACAGUGGGGCCAUUUUCCAAGCAAGUAUUACAAGGAAAGAAAAUUGUGAAGCUUGAAAUUUCUAGUGAGGAGAAGAAUAUGACUGGCGCGAAAUCAGCCAAACGCAGCCUUUCAUCCUCUGUUUUGGAGUUUCAACUUGAUGAACUGCGGAAAGAACUGUCUUCGAUCCAGGGGGGAAUAUUCCCUCAUUCUGUCUUGUCUACUCAACAAAUCAGCAUGAUAAAUGCCCAGAAGCCAAAUUCAGUGAAACAGUUGGAGAAAAUCAUUGGAAAAUUGAAGACGGAGAGAUAUGGAAGUAGAAUUCUUGAACAAGUUGAGAAGUACUCCGACGCGGUGCAGACUGAUGAGUUAAAUGAAGAACAAGUCAGUCAAAAUAGAGCUACCAAACGGCUGAAAAGCAAAAAGGCUCUUGUUGUUAUUGAAAGCAGUGAUGAUGAAGCGUGAGUGGAUUGGUAAAUUAGAGGCGAUUUUGUGAUGGUCUCCUUCCGGAAGGAGAGGACUGUGUACAUGGAUAUUUAGUUGAGAUAGUUUGGGGAUCUUGACUGCUCUUAAACUUUGAGUUUCCUUCCCCUGUGGGAGUUUUCUUUGUUCUUCCCUCUCUCACUCUCACACAACACACAUAGACCUGAACAGAAUGAAUCAAUAGCCACAUUGUUAGAGUUUAUACCCAAAAGUCUAAUUAUUUUGUAUGACAUUUUAGUUUAAUUAAAUAGAAUUGUUUAUUUGCUGAUU
Messenger RNA from Corylus avellana, 1012 nucleotides. NCBI's taxonomy places the organism in Eukaryota, Viridiplantae, Streptophyta, Magnoliopsida, Fagales, Betulaceae. The record is from RefSeq and is a predicted model, not a curated record.